AUGACGGAGAAGGAGAAGACCAUGAGCUACCCAGCUGACGAAAAGCUCCACAUCGAGGAGCUGGAGAAGGAGAAGGGUGUUGUCGUCGAUGGCAAGGAGGACUACUCUGGAGCCGUUGCAAAGACGGAUCCGGAGGAGAUUGCUCUCGUCAGGAAGCUGGAUUGGCGCAUCAUGCCAACGCUCUGGUGCAUGUACUUCCUGAAUUACCUCGACAGGAACGCCAUCGCACAAGCCCGCUUAAACGAUCUUGAAGAUGACCUGGACCUCCACGGCUCCCAAUACAACACUGCCAUCUCAAUCCUCUUCGUUGGAUACCUCCUGAUGCAAAUCCCAUCGAACAUGUUCAUGUCCUCGAAGAAGGUCCGGCCGUCGAUUUACAUGGGCAUCUGCAUGGGCGCCUGGGCCGUCGUCUCCGCCUGCACCGCGCUCGUCCACGACUACAAAGGCCUCGUCCUCGUCCGUUUCUUCCUCGGAGUCGCCGAAGCCCCCUUCUACCCGGGCGCGCUCUUCAUGCUCUCCCUCUUCUACACCCGCAAAGAAAUCGCCACCCGCAUCUCGAUCCUCUACUCGGGCAACAUCCUCGCAACCGCCUUCUCCGGCCUCAUCGCCGCCGCCGUCUUCGGCACCGUCGACGGCGCGCACGGCCUGAAAGGCUGGCGCUGGCUCUUCAUCAUCGAAGGCAUCCUCACCUUCUCCGUCUCCCUCCUCUCCCUCUUCACCCUCGCCGACCACCCCCUCAGCACGCGCUGGCUCACCCCGCGCGAACGCGAACUCGCGCACGCGCGCAUAGCACGCGAUACCGUCUCCGCCGAGAACGACCGCGGCGCCCGCGCAGGCUUCAUGCAGGCGGUGCGGGAUCCGCGGCUGUACCUGUUCUGCUUCAUGCAGAACAUGCACCUGUCUGCGUGCGGCUUCAACAACUUCUUCCCCACCGUCGUCGAGACGCUCGGCUUCAACAGCACCAUCACGCUGGUCCUGACGUGCCCGCCGUACCUGGUGUCGGGCGCCGUGGGGAUCCUGGUGGGGUGGACGUCCGGGCGGUACAACGAGCGGACGUGGCACGUCACGGUGUGCAUGGGGGCCGCGGUCGUGGGGUUCGUGAUUGCGUGCGCGACGCUGAAUACGGCGGCGCGGUAUAUCGCGUGUUUCCUGUUCGCGAGCGGCGCGUAUGCGGUUAAUAGUGUGAUUCUGGGGUGGGUGUCGGCGACGCUGGGGCAGACGAGCGAGAAGAAGGGCGUCAGUUUGUCGGUGGUGAAUGUCGUCGCGAAUGCGUCGUAUAUCUAUACGGCGUAUCUGUACCCGAAGAGCGACGGGCCGAGGUAUGUCAUUGGGAUGGGGGCGAAUGCGGGUUUCGCGUUUGCGACGAUCGCGAGUGCGUGGGUGAUGAGGGUUUGGUUGAUGAGUACGAAUAAGAAGAUUAGGGACGGCAGGUUGCAGGGUGCUGAGGGCCGGAAUAUGUAUGCUUACUGA
Lasiodiplodia theobromae is the source of this 1470-nucleotide messenger RNA. RefSeq names its product Vitamin h transporter. The transcript has 4 exons. Gene Ontology annotation, biological process: transmembrane transport. Lineage: Eukaryota; Fungi; Ascomycota; Dothideomycetes; Botryosphaeriales; Botryosphaeriaceae. The record is from RefSeq and is a predicted model, not a curated record. Gene Ontology annotation, molecular function: transmembrane transporter activity. Bases 1 to 1470 code for a protein of 489 amino acids. Gene Ontology annotation, cellular component: membrane.